AUGAGAGAAAUUGUCCACAUUCAAGCCGGCCAAUGUGGCAACCAAAUCGGAUCCAAGGCAAGUUCCAAAUCAUCAGAAAAUUGUUUUAACCGCGACACAAUAGUUUUUUUUGUUUUAUAUACUAAUGAUUCUAUUUUACAGUUCUGGGAAGUGAUUUCGGGUGAGCAUGGGAUCACUGAGGACGGUAGCUAUGCCGGAGAUUCGGACCUUCAACUGGAAAGAAUCAACGUUUAUUAUAACGAAGCCAGUGACAAGAAGUAUGUUCCCCGCGCUGUGUUGGUGGACCUGGAGCCCGGAACCAUGGACAAUAUCAGGAACAGUGUCUAUUCCAAUCUCUUCCGUCCCGACAACUUUGUGUUUGGGCAGAAUGGAGCUGGCAAUAACUGGGCCAAGGGCCACUAUACCGAAGGAGCGGAACUGGUCGAUAAUGUGCUGGAUGUGGUCAGGAAAGAGGCCGAAAACUGUGAUUGUCUUCAAGGUACUUUCUAAGUACUUAUUGUUUAGUUUCAGAAAAAUCUCCAACGGUCUUGACAUAAAAUUUAUGUUAUCCAUAACAUUACACCUGAUGUUUUCAGGCUUCCAAUUGACCCACUCCCUUGGUGGUGGUACUGGCUCUGGAAUGGGUACCCUCUUGAUCUCCAAGAUCCGAGAAGAAUACCCAGACAGAAUCAUGUCAACCUUCUCUGUUGUUCCUUCUCCAAAAGUCUCGGAUACUGUAGUCGAGCCUUACAAUGCAACUUUAUCUGUCCAUCAGCUCGUCGAAAAUACUGACGAAACUUACUGCAUCGACAACGAAGCUCUUUACGAGAUUUGUUUCCGGACUCUGAAGCUGACCAACCCUAACUAUGCUGACUUGAACCAUCUGGGUGAGUUUCAUACCAACCAUAACGUAUAAUGUAAAAAUAUCGGAUUUUUAAUUUUUUCUCAAUUCCAGUGUCCAUGACAAUGUCCGGAGUAACUACCUGUCUCCGAUUCCCCGGCCAACUCAAUGCUGAUUUGAGAAAAUUGGCGGUAAAUAUGGUCCCCUUCCCCCGGCUUCACUUCUUCAUGCCCGGAUUCGCUCCACUCAGUUCCAAGGACUCAGCCGCCUAUAUGGCCUCGACUGUAGCUGAACUUACUCAACAAGUAAGCUAAUCCCAUAAAACUUUUCGAUUAGACUCAUUUUUGAAAAUUGAGUUUUCCAAUAUUGCGUUGCCUUGUUCUAGAUGUUCGAUGCCAAGAAUAUGAUGGCUGCCUGUGAUCCUCGCCAUGGCCGUUACCUGACUGUGGCUGCCAUCUUCCGAGGCCGCAUGUCGAUGAGAGAAGUGGAUGAUCAGAUGAUUGCCGUCCAGAAUAAGAACGCCUCUUACUUCGCUGAAUGGAUCCCGAGCAAUGUGAAGACGGCGGUCUGUGAUAUCCCACCAAAGGGAUUAAAGAUGUCAUCCACUUUCAUUGGGAAUUCCACGUCCAUUCAGGAGCUCUUCAGACGUAUUGCAGAGCAAUUCACUGGUAAGAAAUUCCACAAAUUGUCAUCUUAUAUUACACUAGACCUAAUAUUUUUUACAAAAAAGAUCUUUUUCAGCCAUGUUCCGUCGCAAAGCCUUCCUCCAUUGGUACACUGGCGAGGGAAUGGACGAGAUGGAGUUCACCGAGGCCGAGAGCAACAUGAACGACUUGAUUUCCGAGUACCAACAAUAUCAAGAAGCGACUGUUGAGGACGACGGAGAAUACGAAGCUCAACCCGAGGUCUACGAACACAGCGACUAG
Molecule: messenger RNA, 1746 nt
Organism: Bursaphelenchus xylophilus (pine wood nematode)
Lineage: Eukaryota; Metazoa; Nematoda; Chromadorea; Rhabditida; Aphelenchoididae
Source: the annotation of a GenBank genome assembly